GAAUGCAACUGCAAUUCAUAAGAACUGCAACAAAGAAAUAAUGCCGACGUCAACGUUAACGACCUACCCCAAAACACUUAGAAUUAACUGGUCUACUUAAAUAUUUUCCCUUUUUUGUUACCGCAACAAUAUUGCGACCACACGAAAUAUGCAUAUCAUAUUUCGAAACAAACCAGGGCACUUACAUUGGAUCACAUUGCAUUUCCGCUGCACAUUUAAUAUGUUCAAACGAAUAUUGCGAUAGCAAUUAACGUCACAAUAAAUAGUGCAACAUAAAUAUUUGAGGGAAUGCAAUUGAUGUAAUGUGAGAAGUAGGCCACUUGACAAAUAUUGUCGCAACUACAAGUGGUUGAGCCAAAAUAAUAAUAAGAAAAGAAAUAAUGUAUUUUGUAUCAGAAAAUAGAACUUAGCUUAAGAAAAUAUUGGAAAUAAAUAAACAGAAGAAUUCUGACGAUCAAUCCGACAAGUCGUAGUUUUCUUUUCGCGGUUCACUAAACUGAAGUUUAAUAACCACAACUGGCGCAGUCGACGGAACUUUGUCCUUAGACAAAGAAAAAGAGCCUGACACAACAUAAAUAUUUUAGAGUGAACUUCUGACAUAUUACGAAAUCUAACUGCCAAAAGUCAUUGAAUCAUUUACUUACUAUUACUAUUGCUUGCGGGUUCAAACAGUGUUACAUCAUUUUAUAAAUACAUAUAAAAGAACUAACUUCUCGAAAAAAAAACAUAAUUCUACACAUUUAACUACCACAAUGGCAAUCACCAACAACGAUCUAAACCGGAUAUCAGCGUCGGACCUCCUUAAGGAAGCUGCGAAAAUCAAAGAGUUCAGAGGCGACGGGAGCUACGACAUAUCUUCUUUCAUUGGAGAGGUGGAACUGAUCCUGCCCUUGUUCGACGAGAACCAAGCGGUCAAAAAUUAUGUAUGGGAGAGACACAUAAAGACCAAGAUCCAAGGAGAGGCGCUCCAGAUAAUACGGACACUAAACAGAGACUCAUCGUGGGACGAAGUGAAGACAGAACUGAUACGGAACUUCGGAAUAAGGGAAAGCUACCACCAACUCUUCCACCAGGCCAUCACAACCAGGCAGUAUAAUGGGCAAUGGAUCCUGAAACUUUUGAUCCUGACAGCAAUUUGGACCCUGGGGCUGGGACAAGUAACAAUAGAUAAAAUAGAAAGCAACAAAGGAUAUAUAGAAAUACAAACAGGCGAUGCAGAUAUAGUUAAGUCAUAUGUAACAAUAUUACACGUUAUAAAUCCACUAGAAAUAUCAAAUUUACUUAAUGAAAUAGAAUCUAAUAUAAAAUCGUUAAAUCUGCAAGUAGGACAAGCAAUACUAAACAUGCAAAUUAAAUUUAUUAGAAGCAAGAUAAAUACUAUCACACCCCACAGACAAAAAAGAGGCCUACUAAAUGCUGUAGGAACUGUACAAAAAUGGCUUUACGGUACCAUGGACGACAAUGAUAGACAAGACCUUGAACAACACCUCAACAUAAUCGACACAAACAACCACAAGGCUAUCGAAACAAUAAACAAACAAAUAGAUAUUAAUACUAAUUUCAAUAAAACGUUUCUUGAAUUAAAAAGACUUAUGCAUAACGAUAGGGAUAUGAUAUCUGCAAAACUAAACUCCAUAGGGAGCAUAAGUAAAAGGACCCAAGACGAAAUUUUAUACCUCGACUUUUCUCUAAAACUGAAAAUAUUACAGGACAAUGUAGAACACAUACAAGACAAUAUAGCAAUUUCCAUGGAUGUAGAAACGCCAGUCGCAAAUACGGCAACCGCUCGGGCGGCAACCAAUGUGCCACGCAACGGGCCUGCACCAGCGUCCCGAACGUUAGUUGCAACAGCAUCGGCUGUUGCUCCGGCAGCAACCGCACCGGCAACAACGCCGGAACCUGUACCGGCAAGCGCGCCUGCAGCGGUACCUGCACGCGCACCACGUGGUGGCACCCGAGCAACACCGACCACAUCGAGGACUUCGGAGACCUGUCCACCAUUGUGGAAUAUUCAGGGGUAUGCGACCUUUGCAACGGCAGCAAGUUGCCCAGGUCCACGGGCUGUGCCAAAUGUGUCACCGGCCGCGCCACACGCUGCUACACCGCAACUCGUCACGCGAAGUCAACCGGCCACCCAACCUCGACUUCUACCCGCUGAUCGUGUCAUACACCAGCGGAGUGGAACCUCGGUGCGGCGUCGACAGACUGGACCACCACCUCGCCAAUCCACGGGUCUGGCAACGCUGCAACAGCUGCAGCGUCUUCUAGGCUAA
This is a messenger RNA of Bactrocera dorsalis (oriental fruit fly), 2273 nucleotides long. RefSeq lists its product as uncharacterized. NCBI's taxonomy places the organism in Eukaryota, Metazoa, Arthropoda, Insecta, Diptera, Tephritidae. The record is from RefSeq and is a predicted model, not a curated record. The transcript is spliced from 4 exons. The coding region runs from base 753 to 2273 and encodes 506 amino acids.